AAGAUCAUCCCGUUGAAGAAUUAUUACCUACCUACAUAACCGAUACUCGUACUCUUUAAUAACUCUAUACAUAUACACACAUAUUACCUACUCAUACUCUACGACCUACCUACCUAUCGAAAUCGAAAUUAGUUCUUAUUCUAGUGAAAUCCAGGUAUCUAAAGUAAAAAUAUUUUUGUAAAUGUUUGUAUUAGGUAAGUAUUUUGAUUAAAGAAUAAAUACAUAUGUACCUAAUUACCUACUUUGUUAUGCUUUGAUGUUUUAUUUCAUUUAUUUAACCAAAUUGUCACACAAAUAACUGAAUUUUUAAUGAAGAUUUAAAUCAAAUUUAACGACUUCCAUAAUGCCCAAUAUUAUAUCUACACAAGAUAGGUAGGUACUCAUUUUAUCAAAUAUCAACACAAAUGCUUGCGGCAUAAUAACGAGCAUGUGGACACCGCGUUUAGUUUUAAUCCUUGCCAUGAAGAAAGCUCGAAGAAAACCGACAUCUUUCAUUAAAAAGUUCAUCAACGAAGGAAUAAAAUUUUUAAAAAUUUUCGUAUCUGCAACAUCCAUUCAUGGCUUGAUUCACUUCACAGGACCAAGAAUUCAUCUUAUUGAGCGAAUGUUAUGGUUGAUUUCAUUCGUAUUAUGUUUGUAUGGUGCGACAAUUUUAAGUUUAUCUACUUGGAAAAGAUAUCAGGAGACACCUACAGUCAUAUCAAUGGAAAGAAACUGGAAAGAUUGGAAUACAUCUUUUCCUUCCAUUACUAUAUGCCCUACAGAAAAGUAUGACGAAUUGGCGUUGCAAGAACUUAUAGAUACCGAGUUCAAAAAUUACACUAACAAGGAAGAAAUCUCCAACUUUUUGAUUCAUCUCGCAAACGCCACUUACUUCACGUUUAUAAAUGUACCAGAAAUCGGAACGAACAUUGUACCACCCUCCAGAUAUAUAGAAUUUAUAUAUAGGAUUCGUUUCAAUUUGAGAUACGUUCUAAGUAACAGCAAUAUGGAAUUGUUCAACAUCAGUACCUUGGACUUGACCAUCACGGAGCUUGGUAUUUGCUACGCUUACAAUAGUCGUGUAGCCAUUUAUAACUCAUACAGCUAUUGGUUAUCAAAAAACUGGACAAUUUUAUCCAGUGAUAAGUUGAUAGAAAGGAAUCCUCUGGAUGGCGACAUGUUUGGUCAAAUAAUGAACAUGAGUAGUGGUUAUUAUGGAUUUAUUCACAGUCCAAUGGAAGCUCCAGAUAUCGCAGCUUACAUGCUGUUCUCUCCCAGCUAUGUGUUUAAAUCGAUUGAAUUAACAGCUUUAUCCACCUACAGUACGAGUAAAGUGAAAGAUCUGAACAUCGAGCAACGUAAAUGCAGAUUCUUCAACGAAUCCAAUCUCAUUACAAGUCCAGUGUACGCCUAUCGAUUAUGUAGAAAUGAAUGUCGAAUGAAAUUAGCCCAUAAGUUAUGCGGCUGUAUUCCUCAUUUUUACCGGCCUUCGUAUCAAUACAAAAUAUGCGAUGUCAAAGGAAUGCAUUGCCUUGGCCAAUAUUCUGAAUUGCUGGUAAAAUUGAAAGAUUCGCUGACAAAUAAUAAAAUCCAAUGUCCUUGUCAUUUACCAUGCGAAUAUACUAUUUAUGUUGUGGAAACGGAAGAAAAUAUGGAAUGGCCUUUCGGAACAUACAUCAAGUGGAGCUUAUCAAAAUAUCCGAGGAUGAGAUUAAAACGAGACAUAUUAUUUGGAUUCAGCGACGUAUUAGUUUCGGUUGGCGGAACAUUUGGUUUAUUUUUGGGAAGUAGCGUUUUGAGUUUUAUGGAGAUUUUGUAUUUUUUCACAUUGCGUCUUUAUUUGUACAUUAUGAGACAAUCUUGAAUUUCUGCGAUCGCAGUAAGACUAAAUU
Molecule: messenger RNA, 1874 nt
Organism: Planococcus citri (citrus mealybug)
Lineage: Eukaryota; Metazoa; Arthropoda; Insecta; Hemiptera; Pseudococcidae
Product: sodium channel protein Nach-like
Exons: 9
Coding region: 428-1846 (472 amino acids)
Biological process (GO): sodium ion transmembrane transport
Cellular component (GO): plasma membrane
Molecular function (GO): ligand-gated sodium channel activity
Source: RefSeq, a predicted model, not a curated record